Messenger RNA from Geodia barretti, 585 nucleotides. Lineage: Eukaryota; Metazoa; Porifera; Demospongiae; Tetractinellida; Geodiidae. The record is from the annotation of a GenBank genome assembly.
AUGAACCGGCGCCGCACGGUGCGGGAUUUCAGUCCCGACCCGGUGCCGGCCGGCGUGAUCGAGGACCUGGUGCGCGCCGCCUCGACCGCGCCGUCCGGGGCGCACCGGCAGCCGUGGACGUUCGUCGCGGUCUCGGAUCCGGACGUCAAGCGCCGGAUACGCAUUGCCGCGGAGCGCGAGGAACGGGAGAACUACGAGGGACGCAUGCCCGACGAAUGGCUCCGCGCGCUCGAGCCGCUGGGCACCGACGAGAACAAGCCGUUUCUCGAGAUCGCCCCCUGGCUGGUGGUGCUCUUCCGGCAGAACUACGGCGUGGGACCGGCGGGCGAGCAUGUCCGCCACUACUACGUGUCCGAGUCGGUCGGCAUCGCUGCCGGCCUGUUCCUCACCGCCGUGCACCAGGCGGGGCUGGUGGCGCUGACGCACACACCCAGCCCGAUGGGCUUCCUCCGCGAGAUCCUGGAGCGGCCCGCCAACGAGACGGCCUGUCUCCUGAUGCCGGUAGGCUAUCCCGCCGCCGGCGCGCAGGUGCCCGACCUGUGCCGGAAACCGCUCGACGAGGUCCUGGUCCUGCGGCAGCCGUAA